GCUUUGGCAACCCUGCUCCUUCCCAACAAGAUGGCGGCGUUCAGCGUCUCAUAACAACAUCGGUCGCGUGUUUGUCCGUCUGCGCUUUAUAAAGCUUUAUAAAGCUCGUCUUUAUCUUUAUUCCAUAAUAAACGGUGACAUUUAUGACUAUUUAAACUCAGUCAUGUCCUCCUCAGACAGUAAAGGACCCGGAUUGAGGGGCGUCAGAACUACGUCACUGUUCCGCGCCGUUAAUCCGGAGCUUUUCAUCAGACCUAAUAAGCCGGUGAUGGCGUUCGGCCUCAUCACCAUCACGCUGUGUGUGGGGUAUCUUGGCUAUCUGCAUGCUGUGAAGGAGAACUCUCAGGAGCUGUACGAGGCUGUGGACAGCGAUGGCGAGAGAUACAUGCGGAGAAAAUCCUCUAAAUGGGACUGAGAGUCAUCACAGAUGUUUCAGAGACGUCUCUCACAUUCAGUAUUGAUGAUUUAGUCCACAAUAAGUGUGGUUUUGAACAUGGAUUUUCACCAUGUUUUAUACCGUAAACCUGCUCGAGAUUGAUUUCCAUCAGAGGAAUGAGUGUGUUUGUUUAUUUGAUUGUUUUAAUUGAGUUGUGUUCAUCUGAAAUAAAUAAAGAAAUAAUAAUAAUAA
Molecule: messenger RNA, 628 nt
Organism: Tachysurus fulvidraco (yellow catfish)
Lineage: Eukaryota; Metazoa; Chordata; Actinopteri; Siluriformes; Bagridae
Gene: smim8
Product: small integral membrane protein 8
Exons: 2
Coding region: 164-415 (83 amino acids)
Source: RefSeq, a predicted model, not a curated record